AUGUGUGAGCAGGCAGCCCGGUACUGCAGGGACAGCGUCCACAAGCUCCUGAAGCAGCAGCCGCCACAGGCCCGGGGACUGGACGGUCUGCUCCGCUGGAUCGUCACCAAGAUGAGCGACAAGAAUGAGCGAGAGCUGCAGGGAGAGGAGGCUGGCACCGGGGGGCAGGACAGCAACAACCCGGGCACCAGGAGGGGCAUCUCCGUGAUACUGGAUAUCUUCCGUCGAGCAGAUAAAAACGAUGAUGGAAAGCUGUCUCUGGAGGAGUUCCAAACCUUUUUCUCAGAUGGGACACUCAACGAGGAGGAACUCGAGAGACUGUUUCACACCAUCGACUCUGACAACACCAGUAAUGUGGACACCAGGGAGCUCUGCGACUAUUUUGCAGACCAUAUGGGAGAUUAUGAAGAUGUCCUGUCUUCUCUCGAGACCCUCAACCUGUCCAUCCUGAAGGCUAUGGAUUAUACCAAGAGGGUGUAUGAAAGAGGUUCCAAUGUCGACCAGUUUGUGACACGCUUUUUGCUGAAGGAGACGGCCAAUCAGAUACAGUCUCUGAUGAGCUCGGUGGAGAGUGCUGUUGAUGCAAUAGAUGAACAGACCAAUCAGACCAGGCAAUGCCACAGUAAGCCUGGCCAGGGCAUGAUGGAUGGCUGGUAUGAGAACUCAACGCCUACCUACCCGAGGACCAUAACAAAGGACCUGAGGAGGAGUAUCAAAAGUAGCUGCUCGGACAUUAAGGAGGACGGACUGGAGGCUCAGAUUAACCGACUGGCUGAGCUGAUCGGGAGACUGGAAAAUAAGACCCUGUCGUUUGAUUUGCAGCAGAAACUAUCUGACAGUGAAAAUACUUCCGCUGCGUAUCUUUUCUUGGUGCGGCAGGAACUGAAGGUUUCCCAGAAUGGUUUGGGAGAGUUUUGCAGCUCUCUGAAGCAAUACUUGAAGAAUGUCUCUGGCCAGAAUGAAUGCUUCCAUGUCGCUGCUGUACGGCUACCAGAUAGCGUUACCUUCAUUGUGUAUGAAUUUUGGGAUAAUGAAGAGGAGUGGAAAAGACAUUUACAGAGUGAACCAUGUAAGAUCUUUCGGCAUGUGAAAGUGGACGCUUUGGCACAACCAGAAUCUAUUUCGACUCUGUCCGUUCCAGCGGCCUGGUGCACCCUGAGCGCAGAUUGACUGGGUUUCUUCGUGAUGACAGCCCAGAGCUGGCCGUUGUAUCUGUGACCUUGUGUCUCCAUCCAACUGGGAGUCCUUGUAACUUAUGGACGAGAUGCUUUGUACCAAGUGCUGUCUUUUAAAUCCACUUAGUGGAGAAUGUAUUUGCUUCUAAAAGGGAUACGCCUUAUACCCCAUUCUUUUCCAUGCUUUAAUGCCUCAACGACAUGGCAUUCAGUGAUUGAAUGGUAGCCUGAGAAAGUGAAGGGCAAAAUCUGCCAACACCAAGGUAACCCUAAACAUUUCCCCCAAGAGAACAGUCUGACAUGCUAAGUCUUUUUUAAUCAGACUGUUCCCACAUCAUGCAAUUUGUUCAUAAAUUCCAAUUUUAAGCAUCUGUAGAAUUAAACAAAUACAUAAUGCA
Molecule: messenger RNA, 1573 nt
Organism: Spea bombifrons (plains spadefoot toad)
Lineage: Eukaryota; Metazoa; Chordata; Amphibia; Anura; Pelobatidae
Gene: NECAB2
Product: N-terminal EF-hand calcium binding protein 2
Exons: 13
Coding region: 1-1170 (389 amino acids)
Biological process (GO): regulation of amyloid precursor protein biosynthetic process
Cellular component (GO): cytoplasm
Molecular function (GO): calcium ion binding
Source: RefSeq, a predicted model, not a curated record